Molecule: messenger RNA, 702 nt
Organism: Ambispora gerdemannii
Lineage: Eukaryota; Fungi; Glomeromycota; Glomeromycetes; Archaeosporales; Ambisporaceae
Source: the annotation of a GenBank genome assembly
AUGGUGCUGAAUAAAUCGCUCGCUAGUCCUAGUCGCCUAAUUGUUCCGGUUAGCAAAACUAACCAACUACUACCAAGUCCAAAAAGAAAAAUGCUGAAAACUGAACGAUUAAUGAAAUCAUCACUCACAAGUUUGAUCAGAACUCAGCAAAUUAGCCAAACUUGCCAAAACAAAGCCGUAACAUCGUCCCGUUAUUUCGCUCGUAUACCCGAAGUACAGAGAUCAGUGCAUAUUUUGUAUCGUUCUGCUAAGCUGGCACUUUACCGUUGUUAUGGAAUGUCUAGCUGCGUGAUCAAUACUUCACAUCAACUACGAGCAGCACCCAGUAAGACGCGCCAUAACAUUAAAAAUAAAUUCCCUUCCUUAAGCGAAUUCAAAGGCCAAACAGAACGCAUAGCUCUAAAUGGAAACCUGCCGAACAAACCGUUGAUAUUUUACUAUAAACUACAUCCUAACGCGACUACUGACGAGUGCUACGAUGCCUUGAAAAAAGACCUUGACAUACUUCUUCCUAUUUUUGAUGGGAAAAGUAACACAGGUUUAAAAUUGGCAAGUUUUAGGGCUAAAUUACAACAGCCUGCUGUGAACGUUCUUCUUUAUUUACCGAGCUUUGUGUUGGGAGUUGAGUAUACUCUAUCGGUAAUCAAGCAGCAGAACCCAAGUAGGAUGACUUUUGCCGGUGAAGGAGCCUGCUUGGUUGAG